UAACCCCACAAUAUUCCUCACUACCCCAACAAGUAAAAGAAGACUAGUUUUCCUAAAGUCGAUUCACCAUGUCACAGUCCAAACCAGCUAAGCUCCCAAACCCGUUUGAUCUCAGUGACUCUCAGAUUCUGGACAAAGUUUAUCUGACCCACCUCCAUGACGAUGACAAGUGUGACAAAGACAUCCUUUUGAACAUUGUGUCCAAUGUUAUAUUGAAGACAAGGUUCGCGGAAAGCAGAGCUGCUGUGACCAGUUUCCAUCCAGAGUUUCGUGUACUCAAGCUGAUUUCUUGUCAGAUGAUAAACACACCUCGUGGUGAACAUCAUGUGCACCAAACAACAAUGUGGAUUCUCCAACACCUGAAAACCUACUCAUGGGAUGCAAAAAUUCUUGUCACUCUAGCUGCUUUCACUCUGGAAUAUGGGAAUCUUUUGUACCUCAUUCAAACUCCAACAUCAGAUCCACUUGUGAACUCACUGAAACAACUGAAUCAAGUUCAGAAUAGAAAAGUCCCCGCCGCUGAUUUGGUGCUACCAAUAACGGAGGUGCUUAAGAACAUUCAAGAGUGGGCAACAUGGUCCUCUGUUGGUUAUGAUUCAGUUGAAGUUCCUUCCUUGUCAGAUGCCUUGCAAGAGAUCCCUGUUCUUGUGUACUGGACUAUUGCUUCCAUUGUUGCUGCUACCGGCAACCUCGUCGGUGUAUCGGACUAUGCAUUAUCACGUUUUACAGAAAGACUUUCUUUGGCUAAUUCUAAUUUGAAGGAACAUCUGAAACUGAGCAAAAAUCAAAUAGAUUCUGUAGAAGAUUACUUGACGCGCAAGAAGGCAUUUUCCAAUCCUAAAGAUAUUGUAGAUUUCUUGAAGCUUCUGAUCCAACGCAAUGGAUCUAAUCUUCUCAUACAUGAUGGCUCCACCAAAAUGAAAACGGAUGUUGAAGUCUUCAGGCAGAAGCAUGUCUUGUUGUUCAUUUCAGGCCUAGACAGGGUUCGAGAUGAGAUUUUGCUGUUGAACUCUAUCCAUGACAGGUUGAAGGAAAAUCCAAAAGAAGUAAUAAAAGGCUUCAAGAAAGAGGAUUUUGUGAUUCUGUGGAUCCCCAUUGUGGAUCUGUGGGACGAUGAACAAGAGCACAAAUUCAACCUUUUGAAGAAUAUCAUAAAAUUCUAUGCAGUGGAGUGUUUCUCUGAGUUGCCAGGCCUUGGGCUAAUAAGGGAGAAAUUUAACUACUGGGGUAAGCCUAUUGUCCCAGUGCUCAACCCUCAAGGAGACAGCAUGAAUGAAGAUGCAAUGGACUUGAUUUUCCAAUGGGGGAUCGAUGCUUUCCCUUUCAGGAAAAGUGAUGGUUAUGAUCUUACUCUCAAAUGGAAGUGGUUCUGGGAUGUCACAAGGAAAGUAAAUCUUGGAAUAGAGGUCAAAGGGGACAGGUACAUCUUCAUCUAUGGAGGUGCUGACAAAAAAUGGGUUCAAGACUUCACAAUGGCAGUGGAGAAAACAAAAAGGCAUGAAACUGUCUUGAGAGCAGAUGUUAUGAUAGAGCACUACCAUUUAGGAAAAGAUGAGCCUAAGAUUGUUCCUCGUUUCUGGAUUGAAAUAGAAAGCAAGAGACUGAAGAAGCACCACCAGGAUCCCCUAGACUGUGAGAUUCAAGACAUUGUCAAGAGCCUGCUCUGCCUCAAACAGGAUCCACAAGGAUGGGCUAUUCUCACCAAAGGCUACAACGUAAAGCUUCUAGGUCAUGGUGAGCCUAUGUAUGAAACUCUUAAGGAUCUUGAGAUAUGGAAAGACAAAGUGCUUCAGAAAGAAGGCUUUGACAUUGCCUUCAAGGAAUACUAUGACACUAAGCUUAAGGACAUGAUUGCUCGUCAACCAUGUGAGUUUCUCAAUGUUGGUAAUGAAAAUGCAAAUGUUAUAGCAACCAUAACAUGCCCAAAUCCCACGUGUGGGCGUGUGAUGGAUGUGACAUCUGUUCAUUACAAGUGCUGCCAUAAUGAUGCUCCAGAAAAUGGCAAGAUCUGAAUCUCAGGAAGAAAAAGAGGUUCCACCAUGAGUUUGCUUUGGCAAAUCAAACUAGUUCUUGUUUGAAAUUUGAAUUCCUAUUAUUGUCUGCUUUAUUGUCUAUAUAUGUGAAGCCUGAUGCCAUGAAACCACUUUGUUUACCCUUCAUAAAUGGGUGGAAAAUAAACCAUGGCUUGGCUUCAACAGUAUGUCUUAUGAAAUUGAAUAAACUUUUGCAUGCGCAGAAAUUGCGCAGCUUUUGUUAUGA
Molecule: messenger RNA, 2259 nt
Organism: Lotus japonicus
Lineage: Eukaryota; Viridiplantae; Streptophyta; Magnoliopsida; Fabales; Fabaceae
Product: protein SIEVE ELEMENT OCCLUSION B-like
Exons: 7
Coding region: 69-2012 (647 amino acids)
Biological process (GO): phloem development
Source: RefSeq, a predicted model, not a curated record